Messenger RNA from Thrips palmi, 2311 nucleotides. It is a transcript of the gene byn, whose product is annotated as T-box transcription factor T. Gene Ontology annotation, cellular component: nucleus. Gene Ontology annotation, molecular function: RNA polymerase II cis-regulatory region sequence-specific DNA binding; DNA-binding transcription factor activity, RNA polymerase II-specific. Lineage: Eukaryota; Metazoa; Arthropoda; Insecta; Thysanoptera; Thripidae. The transcript is spliced from 9 exons. Bases 338 to 1906 code for a protein of 522 amino acids. Gene Ontology annotation, biological process: cell fate specification; mesoderm formation; heart morphogenesis. The record is from RefSeq and is a predicted model, not a curated record.
CGAGCACGCCGACGCCACCCCCGCACGCCGCGCACGCCGCCUGGCCGCGUGUAGGAAUGUCGCGAGUGCUGCCACAGGAUUAACCAGUGUUUGUGUGUGUGUGUGAGUGAGAGAGUGCGUCGCAGAGCCAAGGAUACCCCCGCAGUGCGCCCCAGCCCCUCGUGGGGCCCCCUGCGCCCCUGCGCCCCCUCGCCGUCCACGCGGCGCCCCUUCUUGUCCACGGUCCGGAGGCCGCCGGCCCCGCCACCCCACGGCCACGCUGACGGCGGUGGACGGCAUCCUGCUGCCCGUCCUGGGCCUCCCCUUCCCGACGGUGGCGUCCCUCGACUACUCCAGGAUGGCGCAGUCCCACAUCCUGUCCGCCAUGGAGUCCGAGCUGUCGGCGGGGCGGGGCAAGGCGGACCCCACGGAGCGCGACCUGCAGGUGUCCCUGGACGACCGGGACCUGUGGGUGCGCUUCCAGAGCCUCACCAACGAGAUGAUCGUCACCAAGAACGGCAGACGGAUGUUCCCGGUGGUCAAGGUCUCCGUUUCCGGCCUGGAUGCGACGGCCAUGUACUCGGUUCUCCUGGAGUUCGUUCAGAUUGAACAGCACAGGUGGAAGUACGUGAACGGCGAGUGGGUCCCCGGCGGCAAGGCGGAGGCGCCGCCCCCCAACCCCAUCUACAUCCACCCCGAGUCGCCCAACUUCGGCGCGCACUGGAUGAAGGAGCCGGUCAGCUUCGCCAAAGUCAAACUCACCAACAAGACCAACGGCAACGGCCAGAUCAUGCUCAACUCGCUGCACAAGUACGAGCCCCGGGUCCACCUCGUCAAGGUGGGCACGGACCAGCGCCGAGUGCUCACCUACCCCUUCCCCGAGACGCAGUUCGUGGCGGUCACGGCCUACCAGAACGAGGAGGUGACGUCACUAAAAAUCAAGUACAACCCGUUCGCGAAGGCCUUCCUGGACGCCAAGGAGCGGCCCGAGGGCAUCUACCAGCGCGACUACGUGAGCACGAGCAUCCCCAGCAGCCUGCCCAGCAGUCUGCCCAGCAGCAUCACGCCGCCGACGCACACCUCGCAGUCCACCUACCCCCAGUACACCAGCUCGUGGCUCCUCCCCCAGAGCGGCGCCUACCCCUCCGAGAGGUACACGUCGCCGAGCUCCCCCGCGGCGGCGCUGCGGUCGCACCGGACCUCGCCGUACCCGUCGCUGGGCCACCAGUCCAGCCCGUCGCACGAGCACCACGCCGUCCACAGCGCCCACCCUUCCCACCCGCAGCAGACGGAGAGCAGCCAGACGGGCCACCAGUCCCACCACGUCCUCAUCAAGGACUCGCCCAUCCACUCGCCCACCCCUUCGCCCGCGCUCACCGGCUACACGGACAGCGGCGUGUACGGCUCGCCCUACAGCUGGCACAGCUGGAGCGCGUCGCCGCCGCCCCCAACCACGGCGCAGGCCGUGCUGCCCGUGCCGUCGUCGUCGUCCAGGUCGACGCCCCCCACCGCGGACGGCAACGGGUCGCCGCCGCUGGGGCAGCCCCUGUCCGUGCAGCCGUCGCCCACCUCGGUGCAGACGCUGCAGCCGCUGUCGUCCCUGUCGCACGCCUCCGUCAUCACCUGCCAGCCGGCCAGCUGCUCGCCCACGGGCUACCCCACCUGGCAGCACCUGUCUCCCACGCACAGCACAGAGCUUCAGUACCUGCAGUACCCAGUGCAGUCGGAGUACAUUCCCCUCUUUCCCCCGGACUACCAACAAAUGUCCCUCCAGCCCACGUACCACUACCAUCCAGGACUCACGGAUGAGAAAGGGGACGAAAACCACAACAGUGAAACUCACCAGGGGGAGUCACAUCACCACCAGACAUCCCCUCCCCGGACUGACUGCUGGGGAAAGUCAUCUCCUUCACAUUCAGCAAUUUAGGUGUAUAUUUGGUAAAGAAUACUUUAAAGGCAAUGUUUUCAGCUGAGACUGAUGUGUCAGAUCCUAAUAAUUUUUGGACAGUAAAAAAAACGAACUUCUUUUGUACAUAAAUAUUUUCAAACUCCCUUUUACUUUUCUUUGGGUAAAUUCCAAUUUUGGUGCCAAAGUGACUAAGGACUUUUGAAUAAUAGAUAAUUAGUGAAAAUAUUGUUGUCCAGCAGAAACUGAAUGUUCAGCAAUAGAUUUUAGUCAUGAUCUCUUUCUGUUUUAAGUACUGAAAGUGGCAUACCCAUAAUGUACAUGUGUAAAUUAUUUAACUUUACUUCACUCAGUAAACCAAAUAGUUUGUUGCAUUGAUUGUGCCAUCAUGGCAAUUGUAAAUAUAAUAAAAUGGUAAUGAUAAGA